UGAUGUUCAAGAACUCAUUCUAAAGUGGAUUUCUUUCAAUAUUAUAUUCUAUAGGAUCAAAGCCAUUGUAAAUUUGGGAUAAGCAAAGUAUUUUAUGAUUGGAUUAUUUAAGUCAAGAAUGGACAUAUUAAACGUAUCACAGAUCAAGACAUUUAAUCAUCAGUACUUGAAAUAAUGGGUACAAAUGUGAGUACAAAUUUCAUAACUGCUCCUGCUGACCCUAAAGAAACAUUGGGAAUUAAAUUACCAUUCUUAGUCAUGAUCAUUAAGAAUGUAAUAUUAUUGGCAUUAAUUAUUAGCUUAAAAAAUAUUUCACUUUUGAAGUAUAGGUUUUGGAUGAUAAGAAUGUUAGAAGAAGAUUUAGAGCAUCAAAUUAUUAAGUAAAUUAGUAUAAUGAAUGUAGUCAACAACAAGAGUGAAACCUUUCAUUUGUACAAUGCCUAUGAGAUUAGAUGAAGGAUGGAAUUAAAUUUAAUUCAAUUUAUCUGAUUUUACUAGAAGAGCAUAUGGUACAAACUAUAUAGAAACACUUCGGUAUUUCUAUGAAUCUCAUUUUGUAGUGUACAAAUACAUGCCAAUUGCAGAAUCAGAAGAAUAUAUUUUAGUGAUCGUCUUUACAGUGAAGAAGAAUUACCUCCUGAAUUUAAGUUAUUCUUACCCAUCUAAAAGCAAGGAUGAUC
Molecule: messenger RNA, 680 nt
Organism: Paramecium pentaurelia
Lineage: Eukaryota; Ciliophora; Oligohymenophorea; Peniculida; Parameciidae
Source: the annotation of a GenBank genome assembly